Elgaria multicarinata webbii is the source of this 1352-nucleotide messenger RNA. It is a transcript of the gene OPN3, whose product is annotated as opsin 3. The transcript has 4 exons. The record is from RefSeq and is a predicted model, not a curated record. Gene Ontology annotation, biological process: G protein-coupled receptor signaling pathway; visual perception; cellular response to light stimulus. Gene Ontology annotation, molecular function: G protein-coupled photoreceptor activity. Lineage: Eukaryota; Metazoa; Chordata; Lepidosauria; Squamata; Anguidae. Gene Ontology annotation, cellular component: plasma membrane; photoreceptor outer segment. Bases 1 to 1215 code for a protein of 404 amino acids.
AUGUACUCCGGGAACAGCAGCAAGAGCAGCAGCCUGGAGCCGACGCCGGUGGAGCAGCACGACUUGGAGCAACAGCGGCAGGAGCCGGCAGCGUCGGACGCGGGGCCGCCCUUCAGCGCCGGCACCUACGAGCUGCUCGCCCUGCUGAUCGCCACCAUCGGAAUCCUGGGCUUGUGCAACAACCUGCUGGUGCUGGUGCUCUACGCCAAGUUCAAGCGGCUCCGCACGCCCACCAACCUCUUCCUGGUCAACAUCAGCCUCAGCGACCUGCUCGUGUCGCUCUUCGGCGUCAGCUUCACUUUCCUCUCCUGCCUCAGGAAUCACUGGGUCUGGGAUGCGGCCGGCUGCGUGUGGGACGGCUUCAGCAACAGCCUCUUCGGAAUUGUUUCAAUUAUGACCCUCACGGUCCUGGCUUAUGAACGUUACAUUAGAGUAGUGCAUGCAAGAGUGAUUGAUUUCUCGUGGUCUUGGCGGGCGAUCACGUACAUCUGGCUUUAUUCCUUAGCCUGGACUGGAGCACCUCUUCUCGGCUGGAACCACUACACGCUAGAAAUACAUGGAUUAGGUUGUUCAGUGGACUGGAGGUCAAAAGAGCCCAAUGAUUCUUCCUUUGUCCUCUUUUUCUUUCUCGGUUGUCUUGUGGCACCAGUUGGAAUCAUGGCCUACUGCUAUGGACAUAUUCUUUAUGCGAUACGAAUGCUUCGUUGCGUUCAAGACUUACAGGCCAUCCAAGUGGUCAAAAUCCUAAGAUACGAGAAGAAAGUGGCGAAAAUGUGUUUUUUAAUGAUAACCACAUUUCUGAUUUGUUGGAUGCCUUAUGCUAUGGUCUCUCUUCUAAUAGCCUAUGGGUAUGGUCACAUUAUCACUCCAACCGUGGCUAUCAUCCCCUCUUUUUUUGCCAAAUCAAGCACUGCCUACAAUCCAGUCAUCUAUAUUUUCAUGAGCAGAAAGUUUCGACGAUGCCUUAUGCAGCUCUUCUGUGUUCGCCUCCUGAGAUUCCAGAGGAGCUUGAAAGACAGACCAGCAAUAGGAAAUGAAAGACCAAUCCGGCCCAUAGUCAUGUCCCAGAAGGCGAGGGACAGGCCAAAGAAGAAAGUGACUUUCAGCUCUUCCUCAAUCAUUUUCAUUAUCACCAGCGACGACACUCAACAAAUAGAUGACAGUACCAGAUACACUGGCACAAGAAUAAAUGUAAUCCAAGUGAAACCACUAUAGCAGGCGAUAUUCAGCAGUUGACUGGAUUUGAGUGGACUUCAGCUUACAAAGCUCUUUUGAUUUAAAGACUUCUCUUUGUAGCACAUAUGUGGCAUGGUUAAGAAGAUAGGCGCCACCUUUGGGAUGUGAAAUGCGGA